Lacerta agilis (Sand lizard) is the source of this 6497-nucleotide messenger RNA. It is a transcript of the gene SHANK3, whose product is annotated as SH3 and multiple ankyrin repeat domains 3. Gene Ontology annotation, molecular function: ionotropic glutamate receptor binding; synaptic receptor adaptor activity. The record is from RefSeq and is a predicted model, not a curated record. Gene Ontology annotation, cellular component: postsynaptic density; postsynaptic membrane; dendritic spine. NCBI's taxonomy places the organism in Eukaryota, Metazoa, Chordata, Lepidosauria, Squamata, Lacertidae. The coding region runs from base 206 to 6247 and encodes 2013 amino acids. The transcript has 24 exons.
CGAGGAGCAGCGGCGGCAGCAACAGCAUCCUUCUCCUCCUCCUGCGCUUCAGCACCGCCAGCUCUGCGUUGUCAACGGCGAUCCCGGGGAGAGCAGCGCGGCGGAAGGCAGCCUCAAGGAGGAGACCCUGUAUGAUACCAUCAAGCCCCCCGGCACCGCCGGCACCGGCCCUUGCUCCGACAAGCUGGCAUCACCGCCCGGGCGGAUGGACGAGCCGGCGCCCAAUGCCCUUGUCGUGCGCAUCGGGAUCCCAGACCUCCAGCAAACGAAGUGUAUGCGGCUGAACCCUGAUGUCCCCGUCUGGGUCUCCAAGCAGCGCAUCCUCUGCACCUUGAACCACAGCCUGAAGGACGUCCUGAACUAUGGCCUCUUCCAGCCAGCCUUCAACGGCAGGGCUGGGAAGUUCCUGGACGAAGAGCGGCUGUUGAGGGAGUACCCCCUGAACCCGGACACCCCGGUCCCUUACCUGGAGUUCCGGUACAAGAGGCGAGUUUACAUCCAGAGCCUGCUGGACGACAAGCAGUUUGCCAAGUUGCACACGAAGGCGAAUUUGAAGAAGUUCAUGGAAUAUGUGCAGACGCUGAACGUGGAGAAGGUCAGCAGGCUGCUGGAGAAGGGACUGGACCCCAACUUCCACGACCCGGACAGCGGAGAAUGCCCCCUGACGAUGGCCGCCCAGCUGGAGUACUGCAUCGACAUGAUCAAAGCCCUGAGGAACGGAGGCGCCCACCUGGAUUUCCGGACGCGGGAGGGCAUGACGGCUCUGCACAAAGCCGUCCGGUGCCGGAAUCACACUGCCCUGAUGACGCUGUUAGACCUGGGUGCCUCUACAGAUUACAAGGACAGCCGCGGAUUAACGCCUCUGUACCACAGUGCCAUGGUUGGAGGGGACCCCUACUGCUGUGAGCUCCUCUUGCACGACUACGCCAAGGUGGGCUGCAUCGACGAAAACGGCUGGCAAGAAAUCCAUCAGGCCUGUCGCUAUGGGCAUGUUCAACACCUAGAGCACCUUCUUUUCUAUGGGGCGGACAUGACAGCGCAGAACGCAUCCGGGAACACAGCUCUCCACGUCUGUGCUCUCUACAACCAGGAGAGCUGUGCUCGGGUCCUUCUCUUCCGCGGUGCGAGCAAGGAGAUCCGGAACUACAACAGCCAGACAGCAUUCCAGGUGGCCAUAAUUGCGGGGAAUUUUGAACUGGCCGAAAUCAUCAAAACCCACAAAGAGUCCGACGUUGUGCCUUUUAGAGAAACUCCCAGCUACACGAAGAGGAGGCGGAUCAUCGGCACGGGCGGCCUCUCCUCCCCCCGCCUGCUGCAGCGGUCUGCCAGCGACAACAACUUGAAGUCCGAGAGCCGCCCGUCCUACUCCCCAGUGCCCUCGCUCCGCGGCCUGCCCCAACAGCUGCUGGCUCAGAUGCAGGAAGCCGCUGUCGGGGUGGGGUUGGGGGACAGUAGCCUGGUGAGCACGGGCAGCUCCCGGAGUGCCCACAGCCGCUCCCCGUCGCUGCAGCGCGUGCGGGAAGAGAAGGAGGCCGAUGCCCACACACUCAGGAGAAGCAGCCGCGGCAAGGCCAGCCUUGGUCGUGCCGGGGAGGGGAGGGGAGAAGGAGGGUCUUCGGUGGGCAAAGCAGGCCAGCCGCGGACACUCAAGAGCAGCUCCAGAGAGGCUGGGAAGGGCAGGGAGGGGUCCGGCCCGGGUGGGUCCCCGCCUCCCGCCGGAGGAAGAGGAGGAGCCGCUUGGCGGCGGCGGCGGCACCUGCAGCAGCCCGGCAUCAGCAACAUCAGCAUCAGCAUCAGGCUCCGCCGGAGCCGGCCGGGGUUUGGCUGUCGCCGAGCCGCCCCGUCGUCGCCAUGCGGCGGCGGGAGGCGCAGCGGCGGGCGCAGCGCGGAGGCGCGGCGGAGGAGGCGGGAGGCGCCGGGCGCCGUCGGCGGGCGAGCUGAGUCGGGCGGCGCGAAGCAGGGGCCGGCGCGGGGCGCGGGGCCGGCCGAGCCAUGGCGCUGCCCUGGGCGGAGGCGGCGGAGCGCGGAGGCGGACGCAGCGCCCGGCCGCAGCCUCGCUGGCCCGGCGGCGCCCCGGGCGGACGACGAGCGGCGGGCCCCGGCUCGCGGCGGCGGCCCCGGCGGAGCCCCGACGAGCCCCCUCCCCUCGCUCGCCACCGAGACCUCCCUCUGCGCUCCUCCUGCCUUCUUCCCGGGCGGGCCCCGAUCCAAGGAGGGCUCCCUCGGGGCGGCCAUGGCGCUCCCGCAGCAGCAGCAGCAGCAGCAGACGCCGCCGCCGCCACCGCCGGGCAACACCACCGUAACGUAUAUUUUCGUUUACAGCCCCAGCGGGAGCGGCAGCGGGCCGGGGGGCGCGCCGGGGGCCGGUCCGGGCGUGGAGCCCACCCCGCACGCCGCGCCGGCCCCGCUGCGAGGGCCCAAGAGGAAGCUGUACAGCGCCGUGCCCGGCCGCAAGUUCAUCGCCGUCAAGAGCUACACGCCGCAGGGCGAGGGCGAGAUCCAGCUCAACCGAGGAGAAGCCGUCAAGGUGCUCAGCAUCGGAGAAGGAGGCUUUUGGGAAGGAAGCGUGAAGGGGCGGACGGGCUGGUUCCCGGCAGAAUGUGUUGAGGAAGUGCAGAUGAGACAGUACGACUCCAGGCAAGAAACCCGAGAAGACAGGACCAAGAGGCUGUUUCGACACUACACGGUCGGCUCGUAUGACAAUUUCACUUCUCACAGUGACUACAUCAUCGAGGAGAAGGCGGCCGUCCUGCAGAAGAGGGAGCAUGAGGGCUUUGGCUUCGUCCUCCGGGGCGCCAAAGCGGAGACUCCGAUCGAGGAGUUCACCCCGACGCCCGCAUUCCCGGCUCUCCAAUACCUGGAGUCCGUGGACGUGGAGGGUGUGGCCUGGCGAGCAGGACUUCGCACCGGAGACUUCUUGAUUGAGGUGAACGGUGUGAACGUGGUGAAGGUUGGGCACAAGCAGGUGGUGUCUCUCAUCCGCCAGGGGGGGAACCACCUGGUGAUGAAAGUGGUUUCUGUCAGCCGCAAGCCAGAGUCGGAGGACAUUGCUCGGAAGAAAGCCCCGCCGCCGCCCAAGAGGGCCCCCAGCACCACCCUGACCCUGCGAUCCAAGUCGAUGACCGCCGAGCUGGAGGAGCUGGCCUCAAUGCGGAGGAGGAAAGGGGAGAAGCUGGACGAGAUCUUGGCAGCCGCCGAGCCCUCGCUGAGAGCGGACAUCGUGGAGGCGGAUUCCAGGGCAGCCACUGUGAAGCAGAGACCCACCAGCAGAAGGAUCACCCCUGCGGAGAUCAGUUCUCUGUUUGAGCGUCAGGGGAUGGCAGCACACACUGGGCCAGAGAAACCCCACAUUUCCCUGCGCAAAGGAAUUCCGCGGACAAAAUCUGUAGGUGAAGAUGAGAAAUUUGCUGUUUCCCUAAUGGACGGGAAGUUCCCCCGGAGCACCUCCAUGCAAGACACGGUCCGGGAAGGGCACGGCAUCCCGCCCCCGCCCCAGACGGCCCCUCCCCCUCCGCCGUCCCCCUAUUACUUUGACACGGCCCCUCCCCCGUCCUUCUCCCCCCCUCCGCCCCCGGGAAGGGUCUACGACACGAUCCGCUCCAGCUUCAAGCCGGGCUUGGAGGCCAAGCUCCACGGGCUGCCGCAGGUGAUCAGCGCGGCCGAGAUGUACGACCAGGCGAGGACGCCCCUCCCGUACCCCGAGCGGCAGAAGCGGGCACGCUCCAUGAUCAUCCUGCAGGACUCCUCCCACGUCCCCGUGGAGCCCACCGACAUCCCUCGCCCUGCCCCCUCGGCCACCCCGCCCGAGAAGUUGAAGCGGAAGGGGCGCGCGGUGGACAACCCCUACGCCAACAUGGGCCAGUUCAACGUCAGCCUCUUCACCCCCGCCAAGCCCCAGAGGAAGAAGAGCCCGCUGGUGAAGCAGCUGCAGGUGGAGGACGCCCAGGAGCGGGCGGCCCUCUCCAUCAUGGGGGGCUUCACGCGGGAGCCGUCCCCCACCCGGCGCAGCCACCGCCUGGGCAUGGAGUACCAGCCACAGCAGGUGGACGCCUCCAGCCUCCCCUUCGCCACUGCCAUCGCCGGGGUCAUGAAGGACAGAGAGCGCCGCCUCGACGAAAAGCGGAAAUCCACUGUCUUCCUCUCGGUCGGGGCCAUUGAAGGCAGCACCCCCACCAUCGAGAUGCCAUCGCUGCAGCAGUCGAGGUCGAUAGACGAGCGGCUCCUGGGCAGCCGGGACGUCCUUCUGCCUUCCCCCGUCUCAGCUUUAAAGCCAUUGAUCAGCAGCUCCUCGUCGACGUUCAUCCACCCUCUCACAGGGAAGCCUCUUGAUCCCAACUCGCCUCUGGCGCUUGCGCUGGCCGCAAGGGAGCGGGCGCUGUCCACCCAGGUCCCCUCCAGGGCGCCCACCCCCAUCCACAGCCCGGACUCGGACCGCGCGGCGCCCCUGUUUGUGGACAUCCAAACCAAAGAGCACGAGAGGGGGGAGCUGGAGGGAGGGGCCCUCGCCUCGCCCGCCUACUCACCCGGGGUCAAGGCACCCACACCGGGUGUCUUGUCCCCGGCGCAGAGCCACUGGGGGAUGCCAGCUGCGGCGAGGAAAGAGGGCGAGGCGCGGGCCGAGACCCCCGCCAAGGAGGAGAGGAAAGCAGAGGACCGGAAGUCAAUGAUCAUCAGCAUCGUGGACACGUCGCAGCAGAAGACGGCUGGCCUCGUCAUGGUCCACGCCACGAGCAACGGCCAGGACCUCGGUCUUGAGGCGAAAGAGGAGAAGCCGCCCAUUCCCGAGGGGGGCCUGGAGCCCACGGAGGCAUCCCUGGCCGAGGCACAGCCCAGCCCCGUGGCUGGGGUGGCACCUGUCAGCCCGGUCUCUGACAAGACCCUGGGUCAAGGGAGCUCAGAGGAGGAGGCGGAGCCCUACACGGUCACCCUGCCACCCGCCCAGCUGUCUUCGAGCGACGAGGAGACGCGAGAGGAACUGGCCAAGAUCGGUCUGGUUCCUCCGCCGGACGAGUUUGCGAACGGGGUCCUGGUCACCACCCCCGGCACCCCCAUCAGCCAGCUGGCCUCUCCCGUCAUCGCCACGCCAUCCAUGCCAGCGGCCGCUGUAGCACCUUCUACCGCUGGUGGAACACCCUCAGGGAAGCCCUCUGAUGCCCCCACGGCCCCGGAGUCUGCGGCGGACUCUGGAGUGGAAGAGGUGGACACCAGGAGCUCAAGCGAUCACCACCUGGAGACCACAAGCACCAUCUCCACCGUCUCCAGCAUGUCCACCCUGUCCUCCGAGAGCGGGGAGCCCACCGACACCUACACUUCCUUUGCGGACGGACAAACUUUUAUACUCGAGAAGCCACCAGUGCCUCCAAAGCCGAAACUCAAGUCCCAGCUCAGCAAGGGGCCGGUUACUUUCAGGGACCCUCUCUUGAAGCAGUCUUCGGACAGCGAGCUCAUCUCCCAGCAACACGCGGCCAUGCUGGCCUCUGCCAGCAUCGGCCGGCCACGCUACCUCUUUCAGCGAAGGUCCAAGCUGUGGGGGGACCCCCUGGACAGCAGGCCGACGCAUGGGGCUGAGGAUGACAAACCAACUGUGAUCAGCGAGCUCUCCUCCCGGCUCCAGCAGCUGAACAAGGACACGCGCUCCCUGGGGGAGGAGCCCGCUGGGAGCGUGUUGGAUCCUGGGAAGAAGUCCCCCGUGGUCGCAGCACGACUUUUCAGUAGUCUAGGAGAACUGAGCACCAUUUCGCAGCGCAGCUCGGGCACCACCUACACCGUCCGUCCCGGCAGCCGCUACCCUGUGACCCGCCGCACCCCCAGCCCGGUCAAGCCCACCCUGGAUAGGACAGACCCGCUGAGCUCCGUGCGUCCCUACGGGCUCACCCCGCCCACCAUCCUCAAAUCUUCCAGCCUCUCCAUCCCGCACGAACCCAAGGAGGUGCGCUUUGUGGUGAGGAGCGUCAGCGCCCGGAGCCGGUCCCCGUCCCCCUCGCCUUCCUCGGGGGGCCCCCUGCACGCCCUCCACCCUCCUCGGCCCUUCAUGCAGAAGCCCCUCCAGCUGUGGAACAAGUACGACGUCGGGGACUGGCUGGAGAGCAUCAACUUGGUGGAGCACCGGGACAAAUUUGAGGACAACGAGAUCGAGGGCACCCACCUGCCGGCCCUGACCAAGGAGGAUUUUGUGGAGCUGGGGGUGACGCGGGUCGGGCACCGCAUGAACAUUGAGCGGGCGCUCAAGCAGCUGGUGGACAGCUGACCGUCCCGGGCGGCGCUGCUGGCCUCCUCCGCCGGCGCCGACUCCCUAGAGGGUGGGGUGGGGGCAUUUCUACCACUAGACUAGCAAACAGGAACCAAAUGGCUUCUCUUUCUACUCUGGUCACUGCACUGAAGGGCGGGGAACUGGUGAGCGCCAACUCUCUCUUUCCCUCUCUCUGACAGCCCGGGGUGGGCUGGGGUCCCUGGCAUCCGUGCAAUCAGAGCCGCGAUGCCUCGGGGAGCAGGAAUGU